Onychostoma macrolepis is the source of this 2942-nucleotide messenger RNA. RefSeq names its product STEAP family member 2, metalloreductase (gene steap2). The record is from RefSeq and is a predicted model, not a curated record. Gene Ontology annotation, cellular component: endosome; plasma membrane. Gene Ontology annotation, biological process: copper ion import. The transcript is spliced from 5 exons. NCBI's taxonomy places the organism in Eukaryota, Metazoa, Chordata, Actinopteri, Cypriniformes, Cyprinidae. Gene Ontology annotation, molecular function: ferric-chelate reductase (NADPH) activity; cupric reductase (NADH) activity. The coding region runs from base 176 to 1654 and encodes 492 amino acids.
UGAAGAGAUUCGCCGUUUCUCCUUGUGGGUCAGUGCAAAUCAAACGGACAGAGGGCGGGGAAACAGUCACCGGUGAGGAAUAUACACAUCUCAUAUGAUCUGUUUGCUCGAUGGUGCCACGGCAGAUUCCAUUACAGUGUCUUAAGAUCUAGUACGAGGUGCUUCGGGCCUGAAAAUGGACACUAUUUCCCUGCUGGGCAGCAGCCCGGCCAGCACCAAAGUCUGUUUCCUACCAAACGGGCUGAAGAACGGGUCCAAAGAGGGAGCAGGCAAGCCCACGGUCGCCAUCAUCGGUUCAGGAGACUUCUCCAAAAGCCUGACCCUGCGGCUGCUCCGCAGCGGCUUUCAUGUGGUGGUGGGGAGCCGUCAGCCCAAGAGAGCGGCCGAGUCAUUCCCGCACGUGGUAGACGUGACCCAUCACGAGGACGCAGUGGGGAAGGCCAACAUCGUGUUCCUGGCCAUUCGCCGGGAGCACUAUUCCUCCCUCUGGGACAUCAAACACCUGCUGGCUGGAAAAAUACUGGUGGAUGUCAGCAACAACAGACGGGUCAACCAGUAUCCAGAAUCAAAUGCCGAAUACCUGGCCUCCCUAUUCCCAGAAUCCAUUGUGGUCAAAGGCUUCAAUGUGAUCUCAUCCUGGGCCAUGCAGUCAGGCCCCAGAGACUCCAGUCGACAGGUCUAUAUUUGCAGUAAUUCAGUGGAUGCUCGACAGCAGCUCAUUGAAAUGGCCCGUCAGCUCACUUUCAUCCCUGUGGACAUGGGUGCUCUCUCCUCUGCCAAAGAGAUCGAGAAUAUGCCACUGCAUCUCUUCACCGCCUGGAAAGGACCUGUUCUGACCGCAGUCGCCUUGUCCAUCUUCUUUUUCGCUUACUCCUUUGUGCGGGACAUUAUCCAUCCUUACAUGAAGACCAGACAGAGUUUUUUCUACAAGAUUCCUCUGGAAAUAGUGAACAGGACGCUGCCUGUAGUGGCUAUCGUUCUGUUAGCGCUGGUGUAUUUAGCAGGACAGCUUGCUGCUGUGUACCAGCUCAUCUACGGGACGAAGUACCGCCGCUUCCCACCCUGGCUGGAGGGCUGGCUGGAGAGUCGCAAACAGCUGGGCUUGCUGAGCUUCUUCUUUGGCUGCAUUCAUGUGCUGUACAGCCUCUGCCUACCCAUGAGACGCUCAGAGAGAUACCUGAUGCUCAACAUGGCCUAUCAGCAGGUGCAUGCCAACAUAGAGAACUCAUGGAACGAAGAGGAAGUUUGGAGAGUGGAGAUGUAUGUUUCCUUUGGAAUCAUGGGUUUGGGGCUCCUCUCUCUAUUAGCUGUCACUUCCAUUCCAUCGGUGCAUAAUGCACUCAACUGGCGAGAGUUUAGCUUUAUCCAGUCCACUCUAGGUUACAUCGCCCUGCUCAUUUCCACGUUCCACGCUCUGCUCUUCGGCUGGCAGCGGGCGUUUCUGGAGGAGUCUUAUCGCUUCUACAUGCCGCCCAAUUUUGUCCUGGCCCUAGUUCUGCCCGUCACGGUGGUAAUCGGAAAAGUGGUGUUGCUGCUUCCCUGUGUGAGCCGGAAGCUGAAGCGGAUCAGGCGUGGAUUAGACUCCAAUCAGAGCCGCACCAACCACGAGAGACCAGCUGCCCACGUUUCACCUGAGAGGGUCACCAUCAUGUAACUGCACCGCAGUUUUUAAUGUCACAGUAACGGUAAACUCUCAGCUUUUUGUUUCUAAUCAUGCACAUCAUACCUGGCCAGCAUACAGCCUAUCUAUAAGUUGACAUUUCAGCUGCUUUAUUGGACUCAAAGAUUUAUUUGUAGUUAGUAUUUGGUUCCAGUCCUGUUUUCUUUAAUGAACAGGAGUUGAGUUAGAACUGCAAUGGUCAUGUGACCUCAUUGACCCCUUCAAAGGAGGAUGUCAUGUGACUGACUGCAUGACCUGUGUCUAUUGUAUAUCAAAUCUUAUUAAAAAUAAUGUUAUUUAUGCACACUCUGCUGUUCAAAACUUUGGGAUCAGUAAGAUGUUUUUGAAUGUGUACUGUUUUAAUUCUCACCAAGGCUGCUGUUGUUUGAUAAAAAAAAAAAUUACCAUUGUGAAAUAUUAUUUCAACUUAAAAUAAGUGUUUUAUAUUUAAAUAUAUUUUAAAAUGUAAUUUAUUCCUGUCAUGCAAAGCUGAAUCUUCAGUGUCACAUGAUCCUAAUGCAUCUUUGAUGAAUGAGUCCUUGAUGAAUAACUUAUUAAAUUUUUUUCAAAAGUAAAAUCUUACUGACCCCAAACAUUUGAACACAUAUAAAUGUGCCGUUUGAUUAAAUCUCAUGCCAAAACUCUGGCUUAUGUCUUUACGUCAACAUGAAAAAUUGUCUUUGCAAUCUUUCAUCAACAUGUAACUUUAUCCACACAGGAAAUGGGUAAAGGUUAUGGCCAAAAUAACACAACUAUUGUUUUUGGGGAACUAAAAGCAUUACCCUUGUGAUCAAAAUGCUCCUAACUUUCAUAUCCCGGGCUUCAUUCUGGUACAGAAACACCCUCUUUUCUCUUUCCCAAUGGGACUCCCUGAAGUUCUGCCCUGUUUCACUAAGAAAUAUAUCACAGAAGUUAAAUGGGUUGUGAAUGUCAUUUCAUGUUGACUUUAGUAUAAUUUAAGCAUUUUUUAAACAUUGGAUUAACUGCAUCUACAACACUCUGUGAGAUUUGAUGGUUCAUAUGACAUGUUAGUGUCACACCGAAUCUGUUUUAACAUCUGUAUCAGUCACUGGAAAUGACCUGCACAGACUCACCGCUAAACAUCUCAUGCUAACUGACAGCUCGUUUCUACACUGUUUCCUGUGAAACUGUUUUGUGUCACUUGUCUUGUUGCACAGCACUAUCUGCCUCCAGUGUGUUGUUUGGUAGCAGUGUGAACACUCAAACUCCUGUGCCUCACUUGAUGUUUGGAGUGAGUAUCAAUAAAUACAAAUGUACAGAA